AUGCGUCAUCAUCAACAGUAUCAUCGAAGACAAUAUUCAGCUAAAUUGAACAGUAAUGAUUAUGAUCUAUGUCCUACAGGUGGAGACGAUGAUCAGUUUUCAUCAAAUGUGCCUUAUCGCAUGAUGAAUGCGAAUAUAGAUUCAGUUGUUGAUUAUUUAAGUGAUGAUGAAUCUGAUUCCGAAGUGCCUGCUGGAUGUAAUUUGGACAUAUCUAAUCCAGUACGUGAAGUAAUUUAUCAAAUGCUUAAUAAUUAUAUGAAUGAUGAUAAAUCAAAUACAGAAAUUGAAUUUCCAUCAUCAUUAUUUUGUCAUGAACGAAUAUUUGUUCGUCAACAAGCACAACAACGAAAUCUUAUUUGUCGAACAUUUGGACGUGGUGCAUCACGUGUAAUUGCUGUUUCGAAAUCAACAACUGAAUCAGUUUUAAAUAAUACUAAUGAUUCAAACAAACAAAUAACAUUUUCAUUAAAUAAUUUACAAUUAAUUCAUGAUAUUAAUAUUUAUUUACAAUCAUGUCCUAUUUCUGCUGAAGAUAAUGAUUUACUUCAAGCUAAAAUACAAAAAACACCAAGUUCUCUUAAUGAUUGGUUUUAUUGUACGUUAUUACGAUCGGGUAAUCCACUUGCUAAAAUAUCGGAUAUUAAACCUCGUGUACCGGAUCAAAAAUUUCUCUCUCAUGAACAUUUCAUUCGAUUAUUACCUAUUGAUAAAACAUCAACACGUGAUAAUCUUCUUCAUCUGAUUGAAAGUAAUAAAAUGAUAUUCUUAAGUGGAGCACCAGCCAUUGGAAAAUCAAUUAGGAUUUGCCAAUAUUUAAAUGAUGAUAAUUUUGAUAAACAAUGGCCUAUUCGUAUUCUUCAUAGUUGUGCAAAUAGUCUUGCUGCAUAUGCAUUAUCAACUAUUUUAUCAUCAUUUAAUCAACCGAUUGAUUGCUUUACAUUUGAUAAUAUGUCAUUAACUGCUGAAUCAACAUCAUUAAUAACAAUAACAACACAUGAGUUUCUUUUACAUACAUUAAUAAGUGGAGAUUAUUUAUUAAAAUCAUCAAUAACACAUUUAAUUGUUGAUGACGUGCACAAGCGAUCACAUACAUUGGAUAUGUUGUUAGCUUAUUUAAAAGAUACACAUAAUAAAUUUCGACAUUUAAAAAUAAUUCUUAUACAAACAACAAUACAAUAUGAUACAUUAGUUAAAUAUUUUGGAAAUGUUGCAACACAUACAAUUGAUAUGAAUGGAAUAAUGAACGAAAAGAUUGAAGAAGUAUUUCUUGAUCAAAUUUUAUUUGAUAUUCAACGAAUUGAUCAGAAUAAAUGUUUAUCAAUUGCUAAUUAUGGAAUGCAAUUAUUAGAUCAUUGGUGCCAUUUAGCAGAACAAGUAUCUAUUCAUCAUCAAGUAUCAUCAAUGAUUAUUUGCGAAUCAUGUCAAAAUAUUUAUUCAUUAUUAGAACAAAAUAUGACAGAAGAUGAAAAAUAUUUGAGUAAUUUGAUCGGUCGAUGUUUUAUUAAUGGAUUAAUAGAAGAUUUUCAAUUGAUGAUGAAUUUUAUUAUUCAAUAUCCAAAUAAAUGUAAUUAUCAACAUCCAUUAACACUUGUAACACCAUUAAUGUGUAUAUCGAUGUGGAGUAUAAAAACAUUUAUUGAACACUUAUUAUUAAUUGAUGGUUUAUUAAUUAAUCUUCGUGCUGCAAAUAAUUUUUCUGCUAUCGAUUUUGCACGAAAAUUUGCUACUAAUGAAACGAUUGAUUUACUUGAAACUAAAAUAACACAUGAUCCUCUUCUUUUGGAACAAUUAUUAAGUUUAACAAAUAAUAAUUCAAAUUCUAUAGCAUCAAUAGUAUUAAUGAAAUAUUAUUUACAAACACGAAAAUUUGAUGAUAUUAUUGAUUAUGAAUUAAUUUUAUCAAUUGUUCAAUAUGUUUGUCGAAUACAAUCAGGUCAUAUUCUUGUUUUCCUACCUAGUCCGGAUGAGAUAUCCAUAAUGGCUGAUAUAAUUUUGAAUACAAAUUUUGCAAAUGAAUUUGGAAUAGAAGUUCAUACGAUUUUAAAUUCUAAAUCAUGGUCAUUAAUGAAUAAUGACCGUUUACGAUUAUUGAUUCUUUGUGAUGCUAGUUGCGAAACAGGUGUACCUUUUCGUAAUAUAAGUUGUGUUAUUGAUACAGGAAUUACACUUGAGAAAUGCUAUCAUACAACAACAUCGAAAUUUUUGCCAAAAUAUAAUUGGAUAAGUCAAACAAGUGCUACAGAAAGAAAACAUCGGGCAAAUAUAGAAGAAGGAGGUAUCUGUUACCGACUUUAUCCUCGUUCUUUGUUCGAUGAAAAAAUCAAUGAGAAUAUCAAUUCAGAAAUGGCUCGACAACCAUUACUUGAAAAUAUAAUGCAAGCAAAAUUAUUUGCUUGGACAAAUUGUUCUGUUGCAGAAUUUAUGUUAAAAUUACCAUUUCCUCCACCAUUUGCUGUUGUUCGGGCUGGAAUUUCGCAACUCAAAAGUCUUGAUUUACUGGAUAAAUGGGAAGAUCUUGUCGAAUUAGGUGCAUAUUGUUUAGCAUUACCUAUUGUUGAAUUACCAUAUGCAAUGAUGGUUGUUUAUGCUCAUCUUUUUAAAUGUCUUCAACCAAUAUUAAUUAUUGCUUCGACAUUAAUUAUUGGCGAUCCUUUUCAAUCGAAGUCAAAUAUUCGUUGUUUAUCAGAAUUCAAACAACAAUUAGCAUCAAAUAAAAAUUCGGAUCAUUUCGUUUUUUACCAAUUAUAUCUUCAAUGGGAACAAUCAAUUGAUAAAAAACAAUUUUGUAUUAAUCAAAAUAUAAAAUAUUUUCGUAUGAAACAAAUUGAUUAUUUCAAAAAAUCAAUAAUUGACUUUUUAAUAAAUAUCAAUUUUUCAAAUUUCUUUUAUUCAAAUAAUGAAACUAUUGAUUUAGAUGAAAAUUCUUCAUGUUGGCCACUUAUUCAAGCAAUACUUGCUCGUUGUUUACCACAAAAUUUACUUAUAUAUGAUCAACAAUGGUUAUCAAAUCGAAAUGAAUUAGUUGUAUUUGAUCAAUCAUCAAUAUUACAUAAUAUACAAUGGAAUGAACAAGAAAGAAUUCGUUUUGCUAUAUGUGAUGAUUUAAUACGUUCAACAAAAGGUUUAUUUAUUGGUAAAUAUUGUACAUUAAUUGAAGAUAUUGUUCUAUUAUUUUUUGGAACAAUUAAUGAUACAUUGAAAAUAAAUGAUUAUCAAAUCAUUUUAUCAGAUAAUAAUAAUAAUCUAUUUAAAUUACGAACUAAAUUAAAUGCUUGUAUAAAAAGAAAAUUACAAUCGCUUGGUUGUGAUAAUGAUACAACAAAUGACUAUCAUUCAUUUAAUCUAUUAGUCAAAAUUUUUUCAAAUAUUAAGUAA
Rotaria sp. Silwood2 is the source of this 3375-nucleotide messenger RNA. NCBI's taxonomy places the organism in Eukaryota, Metazoa, Rotifera, Eurotatoria, Philodinida, Philodinidae. The record is from the annotation of a GenBank genome assembly.